CUCCGCGGCCUGCAGUCGGCCGGGUGCGCGGGGAGCGGGUUCCGCUGCGGGGCCCCGGGCGCCGCCCGCUCGGGUGGCUCACGAUGCGCGGCGGGCAGGACGAGGCGCGGGCCCCGGUGCUCCAGUUCACCAACUGCCGCAUCCUGCGAGGCCGGUCGCUGCUCAGGGAGGAUUUGUGGGUGCGCGAAGGCCGCAUUCUGGACCCCGAGAAACUGUUCUUUGAAGAGCGGCGAGUGGCGGAUGAGCAGCGGGACUGCGGGGGCUGCAUCCUAGCGCCCGGCUUCAUCGACGUGCAGAUCAACGGUGGAUUUGGCGUUGACUUCUCUCAGGCCUCGGAGGACGUGGGCUCGGGGGUCGCCCUGGUGGCCCGGAGGAUCUUGUCGCACGGAGUCACCUCCUUCUGCCCCACCUUGGUCACCUCACCACCCGAGGUUUAUCAUAAGGUCCUUCCUCAGAUCCCCGUGAAGAGUGGUGGUCCCCAUGGGGCAGGGGUCCUCGGGGUGCACCUGGAGGGCCCGUUCAUCAGCCGGGAGAAGCGAGGUGCACACCCUGAAGCCCACCUGCGCUCCUUCGAGGCCAAUGCCUUCCACGACGUGCUGACCACCUAUGGGGCCCUGGACAACGUCCGCAUCGUGACUCUGGCCCCCGAGCUGGGCCGUAGCCGAGAGGUGAUACGGGCCCUGGUGGCCCGGGGCAUCUGUGUGUCCCUAGGACACUCGGUGGCCGACCUGCAGGCCGCGGAGGAAGCCGUGCAGUGUGGGGCCACCUUCAUCACCCACCUCUUCAACGCCAUGCUGCCUUUCCACCACCGUGACCCGGGAAUUGUGGGGCUCCUGACCAGUGACCGGCUGCCACCAGGCCGCCACAUCUUCUAUGGGAUGAUAGCUGAUGGCACGCAUACCAACCCCGCGGCCCUGCGCAUCGCCCACCGGGCCCUUCCCCAGGGGUUGGUGCUGGUCACUGACGCCGUUCCUGCCCUGGGCUUGGGUGAUGGCCGGCACACGCUGGGGCAGCAGGAGGUGGAAGUAGAUGGACUGACAGCCUACGUGGCAGGCACCAAGACACUGAGUGGCAGUAUAGCUCCGAUGGACGUGUGUGUCCGGCAUUUCCUACAGGCCACAGGCUGCAGCGUGGAGUUGGCCCUGGAGGCUGCGUCCCUGCACCCCGCUCAGCUGCUGGGGCUGGAGAAGCGCAAGGGGACCCUGGACUUCGGGGCUGACGCAGGUCAGGGCCUGGUGUGGGCUCCCGGGCCUCUGAGGACUUGGGAGCUCCCGCAGUACUCGGGAUGGUGCAGUACAGGGCAGGUGGGGGCUUCCCUGUGUCCAGGUGGCCUUGCCCACCACCACCUCCAGCCUGGGCCCCUUUUCCCAUUAGGCCAGGCUUCCUGGCGAAUGAGACGAGGCCUGGUGGGGGCUGCCUGGGCCUUUGUCCCGUGUACCCCACCGCCAGGAACGCUGGCUCCCGGACCUUGGGCAGCCUGCGAGGGGUUGGGGUGCCCUACCCAAAUCGUGUUGCCAGCUUCGGUUUCCCCACCAGCUCCUGGGUGGCUGUGGAGAUGGGAACAGAGCUUCUCUCAGGGGUAAUGAAGCUCCUGGGAGCUGGGUGGGGAUGGGGGUGCCUGCGCGUUCCCCUCCCCACCCCCACCGCCUCCUCACCACCCGCCUCUGACCCAGACUUCGUGGUGCUCGAUGACUCUCUCCACGUGCGGGCCACCUACAUCUCGGGCGAGUUGGUGUGGCA
This is a messenger RNA of Enhydra lutris kenyoni (northern sea otter), 1740 nucleotides long. RefSeq names its product amidohydrolase domain containing 2. The record is from RefSeq and is a predicted model, not a curated record. The transcript is spliced from 10 exons. The coding region runs from base 84 to 1583 and encodes 499 amino acids. NCBI's taxonomy places the organism in Eukaryota, Metazoa, Chordata, Mammalia, Carnivora, Mustelidae. Gene Ontology annotation, biological process: N-acetylglucosamine catabolic process. Gene Ontology annotation, molecular function: N-acetylglucosamine-6-phosphate deacetylase activity.